CCCGGGGCGCCCGGGCCCGGUGGCGGGUCCGGGGCCCCCACUCACGCCCCCUCCCUCCGGCGCUGCAGGUCUCGGCGCAGAAGAUGGCCGGCGGCGUGGACGGCCCCAUCGGGAUCCCGUUCCCCGACCACAGCAGCGACGUCCUGAGCGGCCUGAAUGAGCAGCGCACGCAGGGCCUGCUGUGCGACGUGGUGAUCCUGGUGGAGGGCCGCGAGUUCCCCACGCACCGCUCGGUGCUGGCCGCCUGCAGCCAGUACUUCAAGAAGCUGUUCACGUCGGGCGCCGUGGUGGACCAGCAGAACGUGUACGAGAUCGACUUCGUCAGCGCGGAGGCGCUCACGGCGCUCAUGGACUUCGCCUACACGGCCACGCUCACUGUCAGCACCGCCAACGUGGGCGACAUCCUCAGCGCCGCGCGCCUGCUGGAGAUCCCGGCCGUGAGCCACGUGUGCGCCGACCUCCUGGACCGCCAGAUCCUGGCG
Molecule: messenger RNA, 482 nt
Organism: Carlito syrichta (Philippine tarsier)
Lineage: Eukaryota; Metazoa; Chordata; Mammalia; Primates; Tarsiidae
Product: zinc finger and BTB domain-containing protein 7A
Exons: 1
Biological process (GO): regulation of transcription by RNA polymerase II
Molecular function (GO): protein binding; RNA polymerase II cis-regulatory region sequence-specific DNA binding; DNA-binding transcription factor activity, RNA polymerase II-specific
Source: RefSeq, a predicted model, not a curated record